Messenger RNA from Striga asiatica, 1565 nucleotides. The record is from the annotation of a GenBank genome assembly. NCBI's taxonomy places the organism in Eukaryota, Viridiplantae, Streptophyta, Magnoliopsida, Lamiales, Orobanchaceae.
CUCGUCUAUCCCUUUUCUAGGCAACUUUUUCCCCACUUCUAGUUGCAGCAAAACAACAAGAACCCACAUAAAUAUCUCCCAUUCUCUCUUUCUUGGUGGUAACGGUGCCGUGGCUGGUUCUCCGGACGCCUCACAUUAACUCGCAGAUGGUCCAAAAGACUCCGGCCGAGCCGCAGCCCCACCACCAGGCACGUCUCUUUUCCGCACCUUAUCUCUGUUCACCGUCUCCUUCUUUUCUGGAUUAUAACACUUCAUUUUGCAUUCGAAUUCGUGUCCUUUUGCCGUUUUCUUUCACUGUUUUCAAUCUGUAAUGGCGAUCGAAUCUGAAUCGCAGAAAAAGAACACAUUUUGUGUAAUGGGAGAUAUUUGUGGAGCGCUUAUGGCGCCCAAAGAGGAGCUGCGACUCCAGCUUCAGCUGAAUAAUCCUCUUUCCAAUGGGAAGUCCUCUCCUUUCGAUCUGGUCGUUCGUGUUCCCGAUGUCGGACGAGCAAUUCAGGAUUUGAUGAGGACUAGAGAAGUUGGUGAGUUCCUUAGUGGGGCUUUGGCCGGGGCUAUGACCAAAGCCAUUCUUGCCCCUCUUGAAACUAUCAGGACAAGAAUGGUGGUUGGUGUCGGGUCUAAAAACAUAUAUGGAAGUUUCGUUCAGAUCAUCGAACAACAAGGUUGGCAAGGACUCUGGGCUGGUAAUGCAAUAAACAUGCUGAGGAUAGUUCCCACACAGGCGAUUGAGCUCGGAACAUUUGAAUAUGUGAAGCGAGCAAUGACUUCAGCCCAAGAGAAAUGGAAAUCAACUGAAAACCCGAGACUUAACAUUGGAAAUCUCAGUCUAAGUUUUUCCCUGUCCUGGUUGUCUCCAGUUGCCGUGGCUGGUGCGGCUGCUGGAAUUGUCAGCACUCUCGCCUGUCAUCCUCUCGAAGUUUUAAAGGACAGAUUGACAGUCAGUCCCGACAUAUAUCCGAAUCUAAGCAUCGCAAUACGCAACAUGUGCAAGGAUGGUGGUAUUGGCGCCUUCUAUUCCGGGAUCUCCCCAACUCUAAUUGGCAUGCUUCCAUACAGCACAUGUUACUACUUCAUGUACGAAACAAUGAAGAAAUCAUACUGCACGGCCAAGAAAAAGGAAUCUUUAAGUCGUGUAGAGAUGCUCUUGAUUGGUGCCCUUUCCGGGUUGACAGCUAGCACAAUCAGUUACCCUCUUGAGGUAGCUAGGAAAAGGCUGAUGGUGGGGGCUCUCCAAGGGAAGUGCCCGCCCCACAUGGCGGCAGCUCUCUCAGAAGUAUUCAGAAAGGAGGGCCCGACGGGCCUUUACAGGGGCUGGGCCGCUAGUUGCCUCAAGGUCAUGCCUUCAUCCGGCAUCACAUGGAUGUUUUACGAAGCUUGGAAGGACAUAUUGCUUGCCGAAAAACGACCUGCUUCGAAGCUUUCUUGAGGGCUAAGACAGGUCCCGGUAAAAUCUUUUACUUGCUCCGGCCUCUGGGCCUUGGUCGGGCCCGCGCAGAAGCAACAGAAAUUGAGAUCAAAUUUUGGGGCUUGGUGGGUCCCGCAUUUUUUUUUUCUUUUUUUUUUUU